UUACCUUUUAGUUUUCUUCCCGAUCUAUAUAUUCAUUUCCGUUUAGUUUUUUUCGAAAAUUAAAUCCUUAAAUUUUACAUAAUGCAAAUGCUCAACUCAAAGUAAAAGAAAGAGGGAUUAAAAACACUUUUAUCAAUACGGUUUUUCUUUAAGAAAACAUGACCAGAUCAUCUAGAUUUAUCGCAUGUAGUAACAUUACACUAAAUUUUUUAACAUUUUUACCAAAAAAAAAAAACAUUACACUAAAUGUAAUUUAGCUUAAAACAAAUGCAGUAUUGAUGUAUGAAUGUUAAGACUAAGUACAACUAUACGAAACUUUAUAUAAUAUAUUCGUGCUUAUAUUAGAGCUUUGAUAAACUUCAGUAUAUGAAACUAAGAGUUCAAAAUCGUAAGUAGAAUUAAGUUUCCCACACGUAAAUUAAUAAUAGCAAAACUAUGCAAUUCACUUUUUCCAAUAAACACAUGUAAACCAUUUAACGAGAGGACAAUCAGAGGUCUGUUGAUAAUUGCAUUGAAAUAAAGAUAUAUAAACAUAACUUUACAAAGAGAAUAGUUUUUUUUUUAUAUUACUAUAGUGAAAAUCAUACAUUAAGCUAAAUAUUUUUUUUUUGCUAUAUGGAUAUAUCAGACUCUAUCUUAAACAAUGUGUACAUCGAAAGUUCAGGUUCUAAGAAUUAACUUCUGCUAGUUAAAUGGUCAAUUCUAUAUAUGUGUGCGUAUACAUGUACACAAUAAUGAGCAUAUAAUAGUAUAAAAUAAGAAUCAAAUAAACUAAGAUUUUCUUUUGUAUCCCGCCAAUUAGGAGACAGAUCAUUAGUUAGUUGAAAUGUUGGCUUUCAAGUUUCGGAUCCAACGCACGUUAUCUCUCCUUCUCUUUCCUUAACUUUGCUUUUCUCUUUUCUCUCUCUCGAGUUCGACUAUAAUGGCAGAUAUUUGCUGCGUCAAGGAGAUCCAAGAAGAAGACGUCGACAAGAUCCUAUUACCGACACGGCCUGAUCAACUGAUCCUCCCCGAUCACGAAGAUCCAACGGUCAACAACGACGAUGGGUGCAAGACUCCAACGUCUUCCGCUCACAAGAUUCCAGCGGCGAAGUAUACGUUAUGCCCACCAGCUCCAAGAAAGCCCGGACCAAAAAGAAAAGUGACACCGGUUAAUGUUGUUAACCAUGUACCGAUUGAUCUGAGCCUGGAGAUCGAGAUGUUCUUCGAGGAUUUGGACCGCAGGAUCAAAAAGUCACGGAAACAAUAAGAAGAAGACCAAGAAGAGUAUAUUGAUCAUUUCUAAUUUAUGACUGUGUGGUGGUAAUUGAUCCUUUUAAUUUUUCCCUUCAUUUGUUCUUUUCAUUUUCUGUAUAAUACAAGUGGCAUGUUGAUAAUUAACAAUAAAAAUGUAUCUCACAUGAAUCCUUUUAUU
Brassica rapa (field mustard) is the source of this 1414-nucleotide messenger RNA. Its product is annotated as cyclin-dependent protein kinase inhibitor SMR3-like. The record is from RefSeq and is a predicted model, not a curated record. NCBI's taxonomy places the organism in Eukaryota, Viridiplantae, Streptophyta, Magnoliopsida, Brassicales, Brassicaceae. Gene Ontology annotation, cellular component: nucleus. Gene Ontology annotation, biological process: regulation of DNA endoreduplication.